Messenger RNA from Aspergillus ochraceoroseus IBT 24754, 1857 nucleotides. RefSeq lists its product as uncharacterized. The record is from RefSeq and is a predicted model, not a curated record. The coding region runs from base 1 to 1857 and encodes 618 amino acids. The transcript has a single exon. Lineage: Eukaryota; Fungi; Ascomycota; Eurotiomycetes; Eurotiales; Aspergillaceae.
AUGGUUGUCGCUUGCCCUUCCGGGCUAUUGAAGAAGUUCUCUUUAACGGGUGUCAGGUCUCGCUUCCAUCUUCUAACUGGAGUAUCUGGCUUGCUGUUCGUCCUCGUCGCUGGGGUUUACCUUUUCCCCCGAUACCACGGGCCAGGUUGGGAUUUAGAUCAUACUUUUCUCCCUGCUCACCCGAUCGACCACCUAAUUGCCGCAGCGAACAAGCAAUGGCGGACUCUACUGACUCAAGAAACCCACACUCUCCAGAAUGCGACUGCGAAGUAUCGCCAGCGACGCGGACGCCACCCACCACCUGGCUUCGAGGAGUGGUACCGCUUUGCGAAGGAAAAGGAUGCCGUGAUGAUCGAAGACCUCUUCGAUCAGAUUUAUCAUGAUCUCAGUCCGUACUGGGGGAUCGAGCCGAAGGAGCUCCGCCGGCAGGCCAGUGGAUUUAGCCCGCGCAUUGCGGUACGGAAUCGCACGGCCAUCCCGAUUGGACACAUAGGCGUAGGGUGGAUGGAAGCAUGGGUCGAUCUCAUGGCGACCAUAGAAAAGCAUCUUCCGGACCUUGAUAUGCCGUUGAAUGGGAUGGACGAACCGCGAGUCAUAGUCCCAUGGGAGGACAUCGCACAAUACGUAGCAAAGGACCAGCAGGCAGCCCAGCAGCUCCUCGACCCCAAGGAUGUCGCGCGCGAGUACAUGGCGCUUUCGGACCUCCGCGAAGAUGACCCAAACGCUUAUGAUCCCGGAUUCACAAACGGAGGCGGGAUGCCAUAUUGGUACCUUGCGCGGAUGGCAUGUCCCCCCGAGAGCCCCUCGCGCCUGAGCGACAUUCGCCAGAUCGAUUUCGCGGCCCCCCCGCCGGAGUUCUACAAUUACCAGCGUCUGUCCCAGCAUGGCUAUCUCAAAAACUGGACGCUCUCAAAGGACCCCUGUUCGCGGCCCGAGCUCCAGUUCCUGCACGGCUCCUUUAUCGAGCCCAUCACCGUGUCGACAACGGCCCAGCUUUUCCCGAUCUUCGGGGGCUCGAAGCUCCCGGUCAACAACGACAUCUUAAUCCCCCCGGCAAUGUACUGGGCCGACAAUGAGCUGUACUCCGGCGGAAACGACAACCACGGCGGCCGCUGGUCCGCGAAGAAGGAUCUCGUCUUCUGGCGCGGCGUCGCAUCGGGAGGGCGCCAUAGAGAGCACACCUGGGCCCAGUUCCAGCGACAUCGCUUCCUCUCCAUGCUGAACGCGACCUCCGUGGCAAUUGCCGAGGACACCACCAACCAAGCCUACCUUGAUUUCCGCCUCCCCGACCAGGCAGAGUACGAUUUGGCGUGCCGACGCGGCGCCGCAGGCCAUGAUGGCCUGCCCGCCCUGCUCCACCAGCACACGGACCUCGGCUUCAUCGGCCUGCAGUGUUUCCCUGAUCCGGGCGACGCCCAUUGCCCCUACACCGAUCCCUACUUCGAGCUGGUCCCGCCCGUGCCCAUGAAGCUCCAGUACGACUCCAAGUACCUUCCCGACCUCGACGGCAACUCGUUCAGCGGCCGCUACCGCGCGUUUCUCCUGUCCACCUCGCUUCCCAUCAAGGGGACAAUCUACAAUGAAUGGCACGACUCGCGCUUGAUUGCCUGGGCGCAUUUUAUCCCCAUGGAUACAACCUACAUGGAUAUCUAUGGCAUUCUGGAGUAUUUCCUCGGAUACGGAGACUAUCCCGGACACGAUUCCAUGGCGCAGAAGGUCGCCCUGAACGGGAAAGCCUGGGCGGAAAGGGUCCUCAGGAAGGAAGACAUGCAGAUUUACAUCUACCGGUUGCUUUUGGAAUAUGCACGCAUUUGCGAUGACCGGCGGGAAGUCCUUGCGUAUGUGGAUGAUAUAUGA